Messenger RNA from Puccinia triticina, 7542 nucleotides. RefSeq lists its product as uncharacterized. NCBI's taxonomy places the organism in Eukaryota, Fungi, Basidiomycota, Pucciniomycetes, Pucciniales, Pucciniaceae. The record is from RefSeq and is a predicted model, not a curated record. Gene Ontology annotation, molecular function: DNA binding; TBP-class protein binding; ATP binding. The coding region runs from base 1 to 7542 and encodes 2513 amino acids. The transcript has 17 exons.
AUGCGGGUUUCUCAUUACUUACUCGCUUUCGUCUCCAUUAAUGAGCUCCAGCUCAUCAUUGACACCAACGCCUCCCUUGGUGGCUUCAGAUUAAGACUUUGGCUCCAAGGUAAUCCCCACAGGGACUUCGUACAGGAUGUCAGGGGCUACUGGGACGCGCAGGCCGAAUCAUCCGCUGGCAACACUAGCAUUCAGCCAAGCUACUGGAGCGGUUUCGUGCCCCACAUAUUACGGCCAGCUCGUACGGUUACGCAUGAAGAAGCGCUUUCCUAUUUCAAAAAUCAAUGCGGCCGUCCAUUUCUACAAACCCCUGAAACCACUAAACUUGUGCAGAAAGUAUUAAAAUAUCUUCUGCACGACGAAUCCAUGUCUCUGAUACAUCUAGAGGAAUGGUGCUCAGUACUUGCCUAUAAAAUUGAUUCCCUUCGGGGAAUCGGAGUGAUUACCAAUUCGAUUCUCUAUACUUUUCACACACUCCUUCUGAAGAAUCUCUAUGAUAAGCAUUUCACGAGUAUAAUCAGUGCCAUGGUGUGCGGCAUUUGGUCAAGAACUGUACCCCCUGAGACAAAUCUAAUUGACCAAACGGGGCGGAAACUCAAUCCGCCCGAGCUUGAUCCAAGCUCUGCUUUUCGCAAAUGGGUCCAAAAUGAUUUCAAGAAACAUUAUGGCAGUGAACCGAGAUAUCCGCAUGGGAUGGGGGAAGAUAUGGGAGCAGAUCCGAUAAGUGGUAAACGUAUUUCGGAUGAGCCUGUCGAGGGAUCACCAGAGUAUGUUUGUUACCUGUCGAAUCUACAAAACAUUCAAAAUAUGAUGGGAGAUGUGACGAAUGGGAUAGACUAUGUCAAACAGCACGUACUGGUUUAUCUGGAUUGGUCCGACCCAAAGUGCACUUUAAAUAUCCUGCAUGCAGCGGUAAUCUCGUCCAUCGGUCUCGCAUUACUGGGUCCCUUUAUCCCUUGGAGGUUUGUCCUUCUCGUCGGCGGGGAAGCUAUGUUCAUCGUUAACCAUCCAAGGUAUUUUACCACACUAUCUGUUUGUAUCGAAGUACAAGGCAUGUCAGAUUUAUUCUCGAUAGCUGACUAUAAUGCCACCGAGUGUAUCCUACAUGUCUCAAGAGCGAUGGACUCAGAGAUUUUCACCCAGAGGCCAGGAAUCAUUGAGAAAAAUUCCACAGAAUCAAGCAUUGAUCGCCUGCUACUCUUGCUCGAUACUGGAUCAACACCAUCGGUCCGUCUCACUGCUGCCCGUCAGCUCGGCCAAAUCGCUGCGCAGACCAUCCAACAUUCGUCGACAUCGUUCGUUUCAUCCACAAGUCUUACGCCUAACGUGGGCCCAUCGAUCACCCAGGCCGAUUGGCGCGGCGUCGAUGGCGAAUGGCAAGAAAUCGUCAACCUGCUCAGUCGGAUUCUGCCCUAUCUUCGAUCGAAAAGCUGGGAGACGCGUCAGGCUGCCAGUGAAGCUGUCGACGCAAUCUGCAAGGCCGUCGGAAUCUGGGAUCCUACCCCCACAGAAGUCCUCAGUGACUCCGCCUCAAACUCUGAUGAAAAGCUCUCAUCAAGCACCACUCAGAAUCUCGAAGGCCAGAAUGCUCGACGCGAAAAUCUUCUCACCUACCAAAGUUUCAAGCUGGAUGCCGUCUUGAGCGAGGGUAUCAUUCUUCUCGCAUCGGCUGGCAAGGAAUUUGAUCACCAAUCCAACCAUCUUCGUUCGGGUGAGAGCCUAAUAGCAGCGCAGCGCGACGUGGCCAAUAAGCUCGGGCUCGGAGGAUUGGGUCCGAUCGACUUUGAAUCAAUGGGUGUUGAUGACCCCAUGCAAGAACAGCAGCAGGAAGUUCAAACUCAAGAGUCUUCGCAACUUUCAACCCCCAAUCCUCAUCGACCUCAGGGCCUCACUCCAAUUUCAAUCGACCCCCGCCAGCCUCCUCGUGCUUCUAGUGACUCCUAUACAUGUGCCACACCAACCGCAGAGGCAGCAGGACUAUCCACACUGGGCCUAUCCCAGUCUCCCCGUUCCAAUGUCUUCAAUCAGCCCGCUCACUCAUCCUAUCCGCCAGCCGACGACCCUAGCUCAGCCAAAUCAACUCCUACCAUGAGAUUUCCCCAACUCCCUGCCACCGCACCUGCCUCUGAAGCUGAACUAUCAUCCCAAAACGUGGAGGGAUUGUCGGCCCGUGAACGUAAUGCACUCAAGCGUAAGCGCAAGGCUAUCAGUAAAGGGAACGCAGGGCCGAUAUCAACAUCUCUAUCCAGCUCUGCCAACGCUGGGAUACCCCCGAGUCCAUCUGAACCUUCGCAGACCCCCAAAUUUCGAAUUAUUGAACAACCUUCUAACUUUUCUGAUGACCCUCAUGGGCGCGUGGCCGUGCCCUCAUCUCCAUCCGUGUAUCAACCCGGCUCACAAGCAGAUCCCAACAAUGAAGAUCAAUAUGCAAAUUCCGCUGCUCAACCAACUACAAGCAACAAGGUGAUCAUUGAUCCAGGCGCCAAAGCUCAGGCUCGCAAAGCAGCCCUUGGUCAUUCAGGCUCUCCUAGUGGCGGUGAAAUCAAUGCUGUUGCCCCUUCUCACACCGCCAAUACGACUUUGUCUUACGAGGCGGGGAAAUGGCCGUUUACAUCCUUCGUUGAGAUUUUAAUGAUCGAUCUGUUUUCUUCCCAGUGGGAGUACCGUCAUGGCGCGGCGUUGAGUCUCAUUCCUUUACUCAAGAUUCAAGGCUCUGGCGCAGCGAAAUCGGUGGGCGUCACUCGCUUACAAAAUUCGGAGCAGCAUCAACUAUGGAUGGAAGAUAUUGGCCUCCGAUUAAUUUGUCUACUCAGCUUAGAUCGGUUUGGCGAUUACGUGGGCGACCAAGUGAUUGCCCCUGUUCGAGAGACUGCUGCUCAAGCUAUCAGUCUCGUCGGCCGGUAUCUCGAUCAAAGCGGCGUGCAGCAUAUGCUGUCCAUUUUCCACCAAAUGGUUGAGCAGAAAAACGCUCGUUCUCAUCCUCAGAGAGGUUACGCCUGGCAAGUCCGACACGCGGGGUUGUUGGGGAUGAAAUACCUCGUCGCCGUUAAAAAUGAUAUGCUUCGCGUGGGUCCCAAGGAAGAUCUCAAUGAUGCAACAGGGAGUACCUCUGCCAAUGAUCCAAUACUCAAGCCAGAAGCCAAUAAUGGUACGGAGGAAGCGAAACCAGAGGUCUCAAUGGAUUCUGAAAGCAUGACUGAUGCCAACGUCAAGCCGAAAGUCCUACUUGAGCCUCAACCGGACCCUGCUGAUUCUGGUCAGCGGGUGGUGUCCGACGAGAAAUUUCCAUCCGGUGCCUCGUGCACUCAACCUGUUACCCUCUUAUCGAUAAUCACUUCAGCUGCUUUGACUGGAUUGACGGAUCAAGAUGACGACGUUCGUGCUGCCGCUUCCGGUGCACUGUUGCCGGUGACUGAUCUCAUCGUUGAGCUUUUACCAACGAGGCUGAACAAAUUGCUCGAAGUGCUAUGGGACGCCCUGGGUACUUCCAAAGAUGAUCUCUCCAGCUCCGUCGGGAACAUAAUGGAUCUAUUGGCAAACCUUAUUACAUACCCAAUUGUUCUUGGUCAAUUAUCGCUUGCGCUUGGUGGUCAUACUCUUCCUUCUUUAAUCCCACGACUAUUCCCCUUUUUCCGCCACACCAUCUCCAAUGUCAGACUAUCAGUAGUCAAGACGAUCCACGUCUUUUUGAAGAUGCCCAAUCUGCCGGUGCGUGAAUGGGUCGAUGAGCGUUUGUUACGCUUGACGUUCCAAAAUCUUCUAGUUGAAGAGCGAUCUGACGUUCGCGACAUGUCGCAUCAAGUAUGGAUUGCAGCAACUAGCGGGUUGCUGGUCUCAACACGAUCCGCAGAUCUACUGCUGAGCUAUAUCCAACCUCACUUGACCGGUUGGUUUGAAUUGAUGACAACUCCGAGAACACGCAAGCUCAAUGCCUCCCUCUUCUAUACAGCAACUCGCUAUGCCCAGCCAACCACUGCGCAGGAGUUGAGCAUGGUUUACAACGUCGAUAAACCCAUCAUGUCUCAAGAUUUAUCUCUAGUCUCCACCGACGAUAUUUUGCGCGGAAGGUUAAGUGCUUCGAAAGCGAUAGGUUGUUUAAUGUCGCAAUUGACUCGGUUCGAUCAACUCGACUUAUUCGCCAAGCCUUUGUUAGAUUCCAUGAAGUCCGAUUUCGCUCUUCCCAAGUUACUAGCUUCAAUCACUGUCGAGAACUGGGCGGAAGAGUAUCGUGCAACUAGCGACGAACUGAAAACGGCCAACCUUGGACAAUUAACCGCCAUACAGCCUCUGUCAGACCAGCUUCGGAAAUGUUCAUUAUUUGCAGGUACCAAGUCAAGUCAUGCCGAAUUGGAUUCCCUUCUUAUCGGUACACGUAAAGAUAUUGAAGGCCUACUCGCAACCUUUGCCAGUCUUGGCAAAGUACCCCCUGAGAAAAUCCCUCAAUUCCCAUCGGAUCCAUUUACGAUCGAGUACGCCUCACACGUAGUGAACAAUGAUUAUCCGAGUUUACUCCCAUUGUUAGGCCGAGCAAAUAAAAAGACGGCUCUAGCAAGUCUUGAGGACCGCAGGCGGAAGCUGCUACAUAUCAUUAGCAUGUAUGAGAGGGACAAAGUCGCGUUCGAUACCCAAUUAGAUGCUGCCGCUGCUGCCGCAGUCGUUGCCCUCCGUGAAAUUCCUGGAAAAAUCUCGCCAGUAAUCAAGGGCUUCACUCAAAGUAUCAAGAAUGAAAAUGUGCUCGAGCUUCAAACUCGUUCCGCGAAUGCUUUGGCUUCUUUUGUCGACGUUUGUACUUCUUCCGAGUCGCCAGUCAAGAAUGAUCCUACGGAUAAAAUCAUUCGCAAUUUAGCUACUUAUCUCUGUCAAGAUGAAUCGCAAACUCCGACCUUCGCGAAGAAUAGAAGCAAUAAAGUGGGAAUUUUCUCCGCUGAGGAUAGUGGAAUCCGGGCUCCCACCAAGAGUGGCCCAACUCACCGGGACAACCCUGAAUCCGAGAGCGCAUCUUCCCAAGCCAAGCUGCUGCGACGCGGCGCUGAACUUGCGCUGUCGUCGUUGGCUGCUAGAUUCGGCGAUGACCUUAUUGAUCGGAUACCCAAAUUGUGGCAGUGCAUGUCCGAGCCUUUGCUGACACUGUUCAGCUCCAGAGACGUGGCUCAAGUGGACUCGAAGAUGGAAAAUGAGGCAGCGGAACCGAAAUUAGCUCAAGAUCUACUGGACUGCCUUACUGUCUUGCCUGCCGUUGCUAGUAGCUUGCCUUCUUCAUCUGUGCCCCGUCUGGUCAUACUAUUCGAACCCUUGUGUCGUGCCGUCUCAAGCAAAUUUGCAGUGGUAAGAUACUCAGCAGUCAAAUGUUACGCAGAACUCUGUAAGUUCUUGCCAGAAGAAGGGAUGCUUCACUUCAUCAACCACGUCCUACCUUUGGUCGGAGAUCCUGUCAAUCUGGCUCAUCGUCAAGGCGCAAUCGAGAUGCUCUCCAGGUUGGUUGAUGUGCUCAGUAUUAAGAUUCUGGCGUACAUCAUCUUUCUGGUUGUCCCCGUAUUGGGCCGGAUGAGCGACCCUGAUGACGAUGUGCGCCACGUGGCUACCCACACCUUUGCCUGUCUGAUCAAGUUGAUGCCCCUCGAAGCCGGUGUUCCGGAUCCAACUGGAUUUCCGCCUGAAAUGCUGGAAAAGCGUCAGUCCGAGCGUCAAUUCCUGUCGCAGCUGUUGGGUGGUAGCAAGAUCGAGGAAUACAAUAUACCCAUCAAGGUCAAAGCCGAUCUCAGAAAAUAUCAGCGCGAUGGAAUCAGUUGGCUGGCUUUCUUGGCAAAAUACCAGUUGCAUGGGAUCUUAUGUGAUGAUAUGGGUCUUGGUAAAACGUUACAAUCGAUCUGCAUCCUUGCCAGCAAGCAUCAUGAACGCGCGGAACAGCACGCACUCCAGCCGAGUCCUAGCACCGUCCACUUACCCUCGCUCGUCGUUUGCCCCCCUACACUAACUGGGCACUGGGCACAUGAAAUCCGCACCUACGCUCCCAAUCUGAAACCUCUGCUCUAUGUCGGUGGUCCGCCAGAACGCAUGAUUCUAUCGAAAAAGAUCAAGAAACAUGACGUCGUGAUUUUAUCAUACGAUAUAGUGCGGAAUGAUAUCGAACGUCUGUCCAAGUUUACGUGGAACUACUGCAUUCUCGACGAGGGCCAUAUCAUCAAAAAUGCGAAAUCGAAGCUAUCACAAGCUGUCAAGCUCCUCAAGGCCAACCAUCGUCUCAUUCUCUCCGGGACGCCGAUACAAAACAAUGCUCUCGAGCUGUGGAGUUUGUUUGAUUUCUUGAUGCCUGGGUUCUUGGGGACUGAAAAGUACUUUAACGAGCGGUUUGGGCGGCCGAUAAGUGCGAGUCGUGAUGCGAAAAGCUCGUCAAAGGAACAGGAGGCAGGGGCACUAGCGCUCGAAGCUCUGCACAAACAAGUCUUGCCCUUCCUCUUGCGACGAUUGAAGGAAGACGUGCUUGACGACCUCCCACCUAAAAUCAUCCAGGAUUACUACUGCGAGCUUUCGCCCAUCCAAAAGCGGCUCUAUGAAGAUUUUUCUAAUUCCCAAGCCAAGCUUCAAGCCGAAGGAUUGAUCAAAAACUCCGAGCCUACUAAAGCUUCGGCCCAACACGUCUUCCAAGCGUUGCAGUAUCUCAAGAAGUUAGUCAACCACCCCUCCCUCGUCCUCCGACCCGAUCUUCCGCAACAUCAGCCCAUCCUUUCGAAGCUAGGGCCCAAAGGUCUUCGGGAUAUCAGCCACGCACCCAAACUCUUGGCGUUACGCCAAAUCCUGCGCGAUUGCGGGAUUGGAUUGACGACAUCGACCCACCUGAUCGAGACCGUUGCUGAUGACGGAGGAGGGACGACAGCCAGUGGCGGGACGAUUCCACAGCAUCGAGUGUUGAUCUUCUGCCAGAUGAAGCAGAUGCUGGAUAUCAUCGAACACGACCUCUUCAAGUUACAGAUGCCCAACGUGACGUACAUGCGCAUGGAUGGCUCUACUGACGCGACCAAAAGACACGAUGUCGUCCAAACUUUCAACUCCGAUCCCAGUAUUGAUUGUCUCCUGCUGACAACUCACGUUGGAGGCUUGGGUCUUAACUUAACCGGUGCAGAUACGGUGAUCUUUGUGGAACAUGAUUGGAACCCCAUGAAGGAUUUACAAGCAAUGGACCGCGCCCAUCGGCUCGGCCAAAAGAAAGUUGUAAACGUUUAUCGACUGAUCACUCGUGCGACUUUGGAGGAAAAGAUCAUGGGAUUACAACGCUUUAAGAUGAACAUCGCUACCUCGAUCGUCAACCAACAAAACUCGAACCUAGGCGCCCUGAACACCGAUCAGAUCUUAGACUUAUUCAACAUCUCGUCGGUCGACGGUGGCGCGACUGGCCCGAGCCAAUCCGACCCAAGUAGCAGCGGCCAUCAUGCGGGGAUCGAAGGCCAUGGGGGCAAGAAGAACGUGCUCGAUGGACUCGAAGAUCUUCCCCCCGAGAGCGAAUAUGAGUCUUUGGAUCCUGCCAAAUUCCUUAGUUCCCUCUAG